CCGGUGCGGCGGGGCAGGGUCUGGGGCUAGUCAUGGCGUCCCCGUCUCGGAGACUACAGACCAAACCAGUCAUUACUUGCUUCAAGAGCGUCCUCUUGAUCUACACUUUCAUCUUCUGGAUCACUGGUGUUAUCCUUCUUGCCGUUGGUAUUUGGGGCAAGGUGAGCCUGGAGAAUUAUUUUUCCCUUUUGAAUGAGAAGGCCACCAAUGUCCCCUUCGUGCUCAUUGGUACUGGUACUGUCAUUAUUCUGUUGGGCACCUUUGGCUGUUUUGCUACCUGCCGAGCUUCUGCAUGGAUGUUAAAACUGUAUGCAAUGUUUCUGACUCUCAUUUUUUUGGUUGAACUGGUCGCUGCCAUCGUAGGAUUUGUUUUCAGACAUGAGAUUAAGAACAGUUUUAAGAAUAAUUAUGAGAAAAUUUUAAAGCAGUAUAACUCUACGGGAGAUUAUAGAAGCGAUGCAGUAGACAAGAUUCAAAAUAAGUUGCAUUGUUGUGGUGUCACCGACUAUAGAGAUUGGAAGGAUACUAAUUAUUACUCAGAAAAAGGAUUUCCCAAGAGUUGCUGCAAACUUGAAAAUUGUUCUCCACAGAGAGAUGCAGAUAAAGUAAAUAGUGAAGGUUGUUUUAUAAAGGUGAUGACCAUUAUAGAGUCAGAAAUGGGAGUGGUUGCCGGAAUUUCUUUUGGAGUUGCUUGCUUCCAGCUGAUUGGAAUCUUUCUAGCCUAUUGUCUCUCUCGCGCCAUAACAAAUAACCAGUAUGAGAUAGUGUAAACAGCAAACCACGGGCCUAUUCCUCUUCAAGUUUAAGGACAUUUACAUUCCCCCCCUGUGAGCUAUGAAAUUGCCUGGUUGGAAGACUUCCUACUACCGCUUACAAUAGACCAAAAACUUACAGCAGUAGUCUGAUUCAAUCAAGACGUGUUCAGUUUAAGUCCACCUUUUGUCCCAUUGAUGUUAGAUCAUUGAAACCCCUGUAUCACUGUGAAACACUGGAAAAGCUAGUAAAUUGUAAAUGAUGCAAUAC
Zalophus californianus (California sea lion) is the source of this 1023-nucleotide messenger RNA. Its product is annotated as tetraspanin-6. The record is from RefSeq and is a predicted model, not a curated record. NCBI's taxonomy places the organism in Eukaryota, Metazoa, Chordata, Mammalia, Carnivora, Otariidae. The transcript has a single exon. The coding region runs from base 33 to 770 and encodes 245 amino acids. Gene Ontology annotation, cellular component: membrane.